Molecule: messenger RNA, 5869 nt
Organism: Condylura cristata (star-nosed mole)
Lineage: Eukaryota; Metazoa; Chordata; Mammalia; Eulipotyphla; Talpidae
Gene: NES
Product: nestin
Exons: 6
Coding region: 584-5377 (1597 amino acids)
Biological process (GO): positive regulation of intermediate filament depolymerization
Cellular component (GO): intermediate filament
Molecular function (GO): intermediate filament binding; CCR5 chemokine receptor binding
Source: RefSeq, a predicted model, not a curated record
CGGAAGAGCUGUAGGAAGGAUGGAGCACUGUCUGCCUAACUCCCAGCAAUGCUGCUUGUCAGCACUUCAGGAGGGCAAAGUUUGCCAUCUGCCCACCCGUGCUUUCAGCAGUCUUGUGAGAUGUUCUUCAUUGCUCCAUUUUAUGGAUGAAGAAACCGAGUCGAUAAUAGCCUCUCUUGCCCUGCUAAGUAAGGCCUGCAACGCCCGCACAGGCUCGAGUUUGUGCAUAAUGUGCUUUUAUCAGGAGUUAUGAUUUCCCUCACGGAAAGCCAGCACCAUAGCCGACUUUCUAGACCUGGUUUCUUUAGUUCCACUCUUCGCCACUAAGGGCAGCGGAGACAGAGGCUGCGGGCUUUCCUCUGAACUCAAGGGGUUAAGGUCUGGGCCCGCCCCUUUCCCCGCCGGGCUGGCGGGAGUAUGAAUAGCCCCGCUCCCACUCCCGACUCGCGUUGCUCGGCUUCUCCUAGCCCCACCCCGUCAUUGUCCCCAUCUUGCCUUUUCUCCCUCCUCCUCAAAGUUUUGAGAGCCGCUGUCCUCUCCCGCACCCUGCUUCUUUCCGCCCUUGGUGGGUUUGACGAGCAGGAUGGAGGGCUGCCUGGGGGAGGAAUCUUUUCAGAUGUGGGAGCUCAAUCGGCGCCUGGAAGCCUACUUGGCCCGGGUCAAGGCGCUAGAGGAGCAGAAUGAGCUGCUCAGCGCGGAGCUCGAUGGUCUCCGGGCACAGUCCCGGGACUCCUCCUGGCGAGCCCGUGCUGACAAAGAGUUAGCAGCCCUGCGGGCUCUUGUCGACCAGCGCUGGCAGGAGAAGCACGCGGCCGAAGUGGCGCGCGACAACCUGGUGGAAGAAGUGGAGGGUGUGGCGGGCCGGUGCCAGCAGCAGCGGCUGGCUCGGGAGCGGAUGGCAGAGGAGGUGGCCCGCAGCCGGCGCGCGGUCGAGGCCGAGAAAUGCGCCCAGGUCUGGCUGAGCAACCAGGCUGCGGAACUGGAGCGCGAGCUGGAAGCCCUGCGCGCCGCGCACGAGGAGGAGCGCGCGGGCCUGAACGCACAGGCUACCUGCACCCGCCGCCGCCCCGCGCCCCCCCGCCUCCCCGGCGCGGUGCGCGGCUAUCAGGAGCGCGUGGCUCAUCUGGAGACGUCGCUGGGUCAGUCCUGCGAGCGUUUGGGUCAGGCUGUGCAGGGCGCUCGCGAGGGUCGCCUGGAAUUGCAGCAGCUCCAGGUGGAGCGCGGUGGCCUCCAGGAGCGCAGGGCAGCGCUGGAGCAGAGGUUGGAGAGUCGAUGGCAGGAGCGGCUGCAGGCCACUGAGAAGUUCCAGUUGAAGGUGGAAGCCCUGGAGCAGGAGAAACAGGGCCUGCAGGGCCAGAUCGCCCAGAUCCUGGAAGGUCGGCAGCAGCUGGCACACCUCAAGAUGUCUCUCAGCCUGGAGGUGGCCACGUACAGGACACUCCUAGAGGCUGAAAACUCCAGGCUGCAGACACCUGGCAGCAAUCCCAGGGCUCCCCUCGGCAUCCAGGACCCUAAACUGGAACUGCAUUUCCCUGGGACUCCAGAGGCCCGGCGUCUGGGACCUUUGCUCUCUAUCCUCAGUCCUGCUGCUCAUUCCCCACCCUUGCCUGAUACCCUUGAAACACCUAUGCCAGUCUUUCUGAAGAGCCAGGGAUUCCUCCAGGCCCGCAUGCCCACCUUAGCCAGCACUCCCAUCCCACCCACACCUCAGGCUCCCUGUCCUGCUACAGAUGUAGAGAGCAGAGCCCAAGAUGGCCCCCUAUACCUGCUGCAGCCAACGGCUAGGAGACAGCAGUCUCCAGAGGCCAUGUGGGCAGGAGCUAAGGAGGUCACCCCUGCCAGCGUUCUGCCAGAACCAGGAGAGCCUGGGACCAAUCAGCAAGAAGCCAGUACAGGCCAGUCCCCUGAGGAUCAUACCUCCUUGGCCCCACCACUCAGCCCAAACCACCCCAGUGUAGAGGCAAAACUCAGUGGGUCUAAAGUGUCCAGCAGAUUCCAAGAGGAAGGUGAAGGGCAAAUGUGGGAGCUGGCAGAGAGCAACACAGCUAUAGAGAUCAAAGCAGUAAGCAGUUUGCAGCAGGAAACAUGGCAAAAAGAGGGGGAUCCGCUCACAAAGGAACUCCAGGAUUCCCAGGGUCUUUUGGAAAAAGAAACUUCAAAGUCUCUGGAAGAGGAGAUUCAAGAGCCUCUGGUGACUCUGGAAAAACAGAGCCAGGAAACACAGAGAGUGGUCGAGGAGAAUCAAGAAUCUGGGAGGUUUUUGGAAGAAGAGAACGUAGAGACACUAAAAAGUCUAAAUCAGGAGAAUCAGGAGCUAUUGAAGUCCUUAGAAGAAAAGGAAGUAGAAGUAGUGAGACCCAUAGAAAAAGAGACUGUAGAACAUAAGCCUUCAGGGGAAGAGGGCCCACAGACAUUGCAACCUCCAGGAAAGGAGAAUCAGCAAUUAAUGAGGUCUCUUGAGGGUGACCUAGAGAUAUUUUUACAUCCAGAAAAGGAAAACAAAAAUUUGGUGAGUUCUCUAGAAGAAGACUUUGAAUCAUUGGACUCUAGAAAAGGAGCUCUAGAAAAAGAUGAUCAGAAGUCCCUGAGAUCUCAAGUAGAGAAGGAGGAGAUGUUGAUACCUAUAGCAAAAGAGAAUCAUGAGACUCUGAGGUCUCUAAAAGAUGAAAAUCAAGAGACCUCAAGACCUCUAGAAAAAGAGAAUCAGGAGCCACUGAUGUCUCUAGAAGAUGAGAAACAGGAAACAUGGAGACUUACUGAAGAAGAGACUCAGCAGCCACUGAAGUCUCUAGAAGGUCAGACAACACAGAGAUCAGAGUCACUGGAGUCCCUUGAAAAAUGCCAGGAAAUAUUUAGAUCUUCUGAAAAAGAAAACCAAGAGUUAAAGUUCCCAAAAGAUGAGAAUGUAGAGGAGGUGAGAUCUUUAGAAAAAGAGAAUCUAGAGUCACUGAAGACUGUAGAAGAAUACCCAGAAAUGUUGAAAUCUCUAGAAACUCAAAAGCCAGUGUGGUCUGGAGAAGAAAUGAAUGGGGGGGAAAUGAAACCUCUAGAAAAGGAAACUCAAGAACCACUAGAGUCUGUGGAAGACAACCAAGAGCCAUUGAGGCCCAUCGAAAAGCAGGAUCAAGACUCACUGAGAUCUCUGGGAGAAUGGAACCUAGAGAACUUGGGAUCCCCAGAAGACAUUGAUAAGGGAAGUCAAGAGUACCUGGAAGAGGAUGGGAAGUUGGAGAAGGGAGAGAAUCAAGAGUUGCUGAAGUCUGCGGAGAAGGGACAGGACCUGCCCCUCUCAGCAAGUAGACAGUGGCCAGGAGAUGUGGUGGUGGAAGACCAAGAGCAGGAUCAAGAAACACCCCCUGGGAAGGCUGGAUGGGACUGUGAGGAUGAAGAACUGGCUCACAGGGAGUUGGCUGGCUUUGCUGUGAAAGAGGCUUCUCUAGAGCCAGGACAGGAGCAGCUGGACACCUCAGGAGGGGUCUGGAACACAGAUGAGCAUCCACGGAACCAGGGGCCCAAAGACUGGGUCCCAGGCAAGGGUGCCCAUGAGGAGGAAGGUACCAAAGGCUCCCAGGACCCUGAAGAGCAGCCAGAGCAGGUGGGGGCUCCCCUGGGCAUGUCAGAGGUGAUGGGGCUGGUGUUGGAAGAUGAGGCCAGGAAUGCAGCCCUAGGGGGUGGCAUGGACUCCCCUGAGGCUGCCUUGGGGUCAGAGACAGCUGUGGGGGAUUCUGCUGCAGGGACAGAGCAGGAACAGGAGCAGGGGGCUGGAGGCCUGGAGGGCACAGACCAACUGGUCAGAGAGGAGGUGAUGGAGUCACCCUUGGGGGAGGACGGUUUAGCGUCAAAAAGGGUGCAGAGUUUGGAAGGACCCAGAAAGGACCUAGAGGAGUCAGUUGCUCUGGAGCCAGAGGUCUCUCCACUUUCAAGGGACUGGGAGGAAUCGGAACCGGAGGCCCCCUGGAGAGCAGAGGCAGUGUUCCCUGCUGAGACCUUGUGCCAGGAGGGCUGUGGUACCCCUCAACCAAGGUCCCUGGGACCAGAGGAAACUGAGGUGGAUGGACAACCAGAGAUACAGUCCCCCAGUCCAAAGGGCCUGGAGCCCUGGUCCCCCACCCCAGCCCCUGAAGAUGCCUCUGAGCCACAGCCCCUGGUUGAGGGGAGCCAGGAGGCUAGCUGGGGGCUGGAGGGCAGGGCUGAAGUCCUGGAAGAAGUAGACAGUGAGCAGGAGGAGCUAGAUUGUGGGGAGAUCCCCGAGGGCCUUCAGGACAAGGUGGGGGAGAGCAGAGAGGAGAGCGAGGCUGAGGUGGAUGACCUAGGGGAGACUCUUCCGGACUCCACUCCUCUGGGACUCUACCUCAGCUCCCCCACCUCCCCUGGGGGGGCCCUGGCUGGAGAGCAGAGGCCCUCCCCUCAAGGGGAGGCCAGAAAGGAAGGCUGGGAGCCAGCUGUCCUCACCUCAGGGCAUCCUGGGGCCCAGCAACCAGGGGGGGAAGAGAAGGAAGAGUUGGAAGAGGAGGAGAAAGAGGGAGAGGAGGAGGAGGAAGGAGAAGAGGAAGAAGAAGCGGAGGAAGAGGAGGAAGAGGGAACUAAGGAGGCAGAACGUGGCCACGACUCUGACCUCUCAGAGGAAUUUGAGGAACUGGGCACUGGGGCUUCUCUCCUUCCCGGGGUCUCCAGGGAGGUCACGGAGCCACUGGGUCAGGUGCCCCAGCCCCUGCUGGAGCCUGCAGCUUGGGACAGGGAUGGGGAAUCUGAUGGGUUUGCUGACGAGGAAGAGAGUGGGGAGGAGGGAGAGGAAGAGGAAGAAAAGGAGGAGGCCAGGAGGGAGUCAGGGGCUGGGUGGUGGGGGCCAGAGUCUUCUGUAGGAGGCCCUCCUCAGAGAGGGAAACUUCCAUCCUCUGAGACCGGGGAGGUCAGUGUCCCUGCGGAUGAGGGCUUACGGGGUGCUGUGGCCAAUGUCCCUGUGACUGUCCUGGAAUCAGAGUCCCAGGACAGCACUGAACCCUCAGGCUCAGGAGAGGAGUCUGAUGCUACCUCCUCAGAGAGAAAGAACCAAGUUCCUGGCCCCCUGGGAACCCUCAGUGGGGAGGAGGACCUGGGCCUGGAGGGAGGGGACACCCUCAGUGUCAGCGGCCAGGGUCCCAGCUUAAAGGAGGAGUUGGAACAUGUGAAUGGCGGGGUGGUGAAUGGCCUAGAGCAGUCUGAGGGAGUAGGACAGGGGGGCCCUGAGGGCGACCGAGGGAGCCCCUUGGAAGGGGAGGAGGGAAGUGCUCUGAAGACCCCAUGGGCAGGGGCUUCUCUUCACCUGGACCCGGGCCAGUUCCUGAGGUUCACUGAGCAGGAAGGAGAUGGGGAUUCCUGGUCCUCGGGGGAGGACUAGAGAAAGAGCUACCCCUCCCUAAGGAUGUGUGGGUGUUCCCAAGCCCCCUCCCCGCUCAGGGGCAGCGUCUUUAGCUUAUGAGCUCUUGACCUGUGGCUUCUGUGAGAGGCCUGGCUGGCCAAGGUGAAGUGUGGUGUAACCAAGGGACCCACGCCAGGAAUGGAGGCUGCAGGAGUGAAAGCCAGGCCCUCGGGCCCCACAGAGGGGGCAUCCUGCCUACAUAUCCCACAGGCUUUAUCAUACUACAUCUUUACAGUACGAGGCCCCUCUCCCUCACAUCCCCUUACCUCCCUGUGCCAUCAGCUAGAAAAGGCCUAGUUCUGAGGCUCCUUGCGGGGGAGGGGCUCGCCAGCCUGCCCCUCCUCACGGCACCUUUGUGGGGUGUCUGACUGGUGGCUUGAGAGGAUGGGUGUGGGGUGCCCUAUGUCCUGACCCCUUCCAGGUUAUGGCCUUGUUUGGCUCAUCCCUACCUGAAUAAAGUAAUGCCUCUGC